Messenger RNA from Papilio polytes (common Mormon), 816 nucleotides. RefSeq lists its product as uncharacterized. Bases 1 to 372 code for a protein of 123 amino acids. The record is from RefSeq and is a predicted model, not a curated record. Lineage: Eukaryota; Metazoa; Arthropoda; Insecta; Lepidoptera; Papilionidae. The transcript has 3 exons.
AUGGAAACCGAUACAGAGUAUCUAGACGCGCAUAACGACUCAGGACACGUCUGCACGAUAUCAGAAAACGUGGAAACCAAUCUGCCGAAGCAAGGCAAAGUGGGGCGUUUUAAAGCGCGAAUAGCGCCCGGGCACCACAAACUGUGCACUAAAGUGAAACAGGAGUCCAUCAAAGAGAAGAACCAAUCAGCGCCAUCUAGCGUUCUGCCGCACGGACAUCAUCACACCAAGAACGUGAACCACCACCAGUGCUGCGGCGCCUUCGGCAACCCACACAUCUCAGAUAAGAUUACGACAUGCCAAAAAGAAAUUCCAAAGAAUACUGUAAUGGAGAAGAUUAAGUCACAAUUUAAAAUGAGCUUUACUCGUUGACAAUAGAGGUUAUAUUUCAUUGAAAAAUAAUAUUAAAUUUUAACAAAUGCUUAAUGAUUUAUAACACUGUUAAACGGUGGAAUUAAUAGGGUUGAAAUGUGCGACAAAAAUAUCUGGUGCGGUGAAUUUUCUGUUAACUGGCAAUCCUAGAGUUGGUUAUUGGAGUCUCCUGAGAUCAGUUCCCCUCUCACUCUCCCUGAUAGGGUAUUUAGAAAUGUAAAAUGGGUAUAAAAAUACCAUAUAAAUGGUAACUGCCUUAUCCUUAGCCUGAAAAAUCAACUGGCAACGCCCAUUCGUUUUUUGUUUACUUAAACCUCCCCUUAAGGUUGAUUUUACAUAUUAAAUCUAUACUAAGAGACGCCUUUGUAAGAAUCACAGUUGCAAUUAGUAUAUUUUCUAACAGAACACUCACCGGGCCAGAUAAGUUUGUUAAAAAUGACAAAA